AUGCUUGCAAUUGCGGCGAUUCUCGGCCUAGCCGCGCUAUGUCAAGCCACUCCAGGUAUAGGACCGGCGAUGAUUGACGAGACAACGCGGUGGAGUGAAUGCAAGGACACCAAUCAGAGCAUCUAUGACUUUCAGGUAGAAACCCUGGGCGGAGACUACACAGAUCUCUCACAAUACAAGGGCCAAGUCCUUCUCGUCAUUAAUGUCGCUACAUUCUGCGCUUACACGCAGCAAUACACCGAUUUCAACCCUCUGAUCGAGAAGAACGCCAAUGGUGGAUUCACAAUCAUCGCAUUCCCUUGCAACCAGUUCUAUCUCCAGGAACCAGCUGAGAACCACGAGAUUCUGAAUGGAGUGACGAAGGUUCGCCCCGGAAAUGGGUGGAAGCCCCAUCAGAAUCUGCAUAUCUACGGAAAACUCGAGGUGAAUGGAGAGAACCAUCAUCCCCUCUACGAGUUCAUCAAGGACUCAUGCCCGCAAACGGUUGACAAGAUCGGCAAGACAGACGAGUUGAUGUACAACCCUGUCCGUCCCAAUGACAUUACAUGGAAUUUCGAGAAAUUCCUCAUCGACCGGAAUGGAAAGCCCCGUUUCCGUUUCCACCCAACGGCAUGGAGCCAUGGAUCUGUUGUGCAGCCAUUUGUCGAUCAGCUCAUGAAUGAGAAGGCUGACGCU
Messenger RNA from Mesorhabditis spiculigera, 675 nucleotides. The record is from the annotation of a GenBank genome assembly. NCBI's taxonomy places the organism in Eukaryota, Metazoa, Nematoda, Chromadorea, Rhabditida, Rhabditidae.